AUGUCGAGCUAUAGUCAAUCUCAGGAAUUUGAUAACAUUUCCCUGGAAGAGCUAGAAUUAGAAAAAGAAAACGAAUCAGAUCUUGAACCAAUAGAAUCUACCAGGAGUGAUACAAAAUUAGCUCCUGGAGGUUAUGGAGGAGAAUCCAGCCGAAGGAACUUUUUCAGGGGAAGUUAUCAUUCUCCUAGUAGACCAAUAUCUGCUAUAGCUGAAAGUGCCAGACAAAUUAUCAAUGGUAGUCACGAAGGAAGUAGGGAAGAUUUGCCGCAUGGUAACAGAGGGGUAUCUGCUGAUCGUCUUGAACCUGGCACCAGGGGCCACAGAGCUUAUCUGAGGUCAGAAGAAUCAGGAUAUGACAUGAAGUCACAUUCACAUUCUCGUGAGAGAAGUUUGAACAACGCCGAUACGAUUUCAUUCCAAAGGUCCAAAUCAUUAGUAGAUUCCACAGACCUUGAACUGAUUCGAGCUAACCUGGAUGAUGCAAUAGGUACAAACGGUGUGGGUUCUUGGUUAGCAUCUGGUGAAAGCGAUAAAGAUGAAGAUUCUGCGCAGACCAGAUAUUUUCACAACAGAAAGAGUACAUAUAGUAGGUCACCAUCAACGGGGAGAUCCCCUUCCUCUAGCCACCGAAGAAAUCUCUCAUAUGAGCGGGGCCGCACAGGUAGGAUACCUAAUGACUUGGUAACUUCUUAUCAUGCCAGAAAUAGGUCUAAUUCUUCUGAUAGAUCUGUAUCACCAAGUAACAUCCAGUAUCUGCGAGAUGGAUCAAGAGUUAGUGAAACCUCUCGGAUAGAAGAGGGAGUACUGCGGGAUGAUAUUCCGCUAGCCUCGGGGUCUCAGUUUCUCACUGUUCCAGGCAAAGUAGCUGGUAGUGGAGUGGAUGGCACGGACACUCCGUUAAAUCAUAAUGAAAGAUUCAGCAAACCUGGAUCAGUCUCUCUGGAUGUACCAAAUCUUCCACUUGCGGAUACAAAUAUGAGGGACGAUGAGACAAAUACUGGCCAACGAUUGUCAGCACUAAUGCGGCGAGUUUCUGCGAGAGUAAUAUCGGCCGCCCCAGAAUCUGAGCCUGAGGAAGAAGACGAAGAAGGAGAAGAUGAAUCAUAUUUUUAUCCACCCAAUAGCAUCUUGAUCGAUUCUAAUUCAACGCUGCCUGACACUGCACAUUCAUCGCUUGCGGAAGACAUAGGAGGCUUCUCACCACCGCUAGACGCUUUGAAUCCUGCUAUAAGUGCUGUUACCGAAGAUGGCCUGGUGCACAAUGUGUCAAAUGCACGUCGUCGUGUAGAUGACCUACCUCUUAACCUCUCCGGUACAUCGCUUAAAUUAUUUGGACCAGGUUCAAAGAUAAGACUCCGACUUUAUUAUUUAUUGAAACGUCCCUGGGUUGAUCCCUGCAUUUUCAUCGUUAUCAUUUUGCAUACUGCCUUCCUAACUUAUCAAACAUGGGGCAAUAUUUUCGACCAACAUCCAGAUGGUCAACUAUUUCUACCCUGGGGCCAUUCAUGGCUAGAUUUUGCAUUUUUAUUCAUUUUUCUUGUAUAUAGCGUCGAGGUUGUUUCUAAAAUCAUUGUCCAGGGGUUUUUGGAUGACUCAGAACAAUUCGACGAGAACGCAGGAGAUAGCACAUUGUUUGCAAGAACAUUUAAUGUGUUUGCAUUUAAAAGACAACCUGCAGGGGAUUCACAACGCAAGGGUAUGAACAGAAUUGCGCGACCCUACUCUGCUAAACGGACGCAAACUGUUAUUAAGAGUUUUUCUAAUCUCAUGAGAUCGCAGGCUGUUCAAGAAGAGGAAGAACCUCAAGAGAGGACUGUAGUUAUGCGAGCAUUUCUUCGCGGGAGCUGGAAUAGAGUAGACUUUAUUUGUGUGAUUGCAUACUGGAUAUCCUUCAUAUUACAGGUUUCAGGGGUUGAGCAGAAGCAUCAGUUUUUUGUGUUUCGUGCGAUCAGCAGCUUGAGAAUUUUACGCCUGCUUGGCUUAACGCGAGGUACAUCGGCAGUCCUUCAGGGAAUGAAAAAGUCCGCUCCACUAUUGGCAAAUGUCGUGGUUUUCAUCGGAUUCUUUUGGUAA
Molecule: messenger RNA, 2073 nt
Organism: Sugiyamaella lignohabitans
Lineage: Eukaryota; Fungi; Ascomycota; Dipodascomycetes; Dipodascales; Trichomonascaceae
Gene: CCH1
Product: Cch1p
Exons: 1
Coding region: 1-2073 (690 amino acids)
Biological process (GO): calcium ion import across plasma membrane
Cellular component (GO): membrane; voltage-gated calcium channel complex
Molecular function (GO): high voltage-gated calcium channel activity
Source: RefSeq, a predicted model, not a curated record